Messenger RNA from Aaosphaeria arxii CBS 175.79, 3620 nucleotides. RefSeq lists its product as uncharacterized. The coding region runs from base 399 to 3221 and encodes 940 amino acids. Lineage: Eukaryota; Fungi; Ascomycota; Dothideomycetes; Pleosporales. The transcript is spliced from 12 exons. The record is from RefSeq and is a predicted model, not a curated record.
CAGUUUCCUCCUAUCGGAUUCCAUAUGCGAUUCGACGAGACUCGACCACAGAAUCCCAAUAAAACAGAGCGUUAAGACUAGCAGCCUCAGCCCGAGUCAGGCAAUCAGCUCUGAUGCAGUUUCAACCCACAUGCUUAUCGGAUUGAGAUAGAUGCAUUUGGCCUAUCAGAACCUUGUUCGAUUGGUGUUGUCAGCUUAACCCGAAUACAGCAGCCCUGAACGGCACGAAUGAUCUGACGGCAUAUGCUGCAAGCCAGGGUCUUUAUAUCCGGAAAGCAUUCGCUCCAUACUUUGGAGCCAACAACGCGAGCCGGCAUAUCUCUUGCAUUUGCUUCUCUAUUCUUCUAACAAUUACAUCCCCAUAGGAAGUAUUUGUUUGAAGUCCUCUGGAGGUCACGAUGAUGACCUCGAGUGAUGCAAAUUCCUCGCGAGGUGCUUCGCGAGGAGAAAAUGGAGCUGCCAUCAAUGCUCCGCUUUCGCAUCUCAACAAGCGGGAAAGUAGUGCUGUCUCUAGCAUUGUGUCAAAUCGAACGAACAAUGAUCGGCACGAUAUUAUGGUACGGUUUCUGCACAAAAGGUGUUCGCAAGCAAAAUGGCUAGAGCUUUCCGAAGACGAGUAUGGGGCCAUUGAUGGCAGUGAAGCAAACCUUGGUGUAAUGUUACGGCGGACGGACGGCAUAUACACAGCUGAACCUCUUUUCCUGAACCGAGACCUCGUCGCCGCGAUCGAAAGACUUGGAGCAGCCGUUGCUUUUACCAUGUCUUCAGAUAUAACACAUGCGCUCCUCCAACAGCUCACACCUCUUCAAAGGGAGCUCACACUGGACCCACGCGGAUUCGUGCUACCGAUCGUCAGCUCAGUGAGGGACAUCGCCACGCCAAAGUCAUCAGUGACGCGGGACUCAUACGUGUGUCUGUGUAAAGAAGAGAGACUCGUGUUAGUCUGGGGAGACACCGUACCGAGCAUACUUGCGCAUGGUACAGACAUCGAGACUAAGCUACUUGGACUCGUCUGGGGAUCUCAUAUUCCUUCGCACCAGUCUAUCUCUCCAAUCCCACCGGCUACACAGUAUAACUCUCAGCAGACAAGCGCACAUGGUCAGACAAGAUCUUCCAUGUUCCCCAUCUCGAGUCCUCUCGAUUCUGAGAUGAGUGAGAAGCUUGGUGUCAUUGAUCGUGCGAUAGAGGUCGAAGAGAUGGGCGACAAGGCAUACGACCCUGAGAAAGAAGCGGACCUCCCUGAGCGAAAGUUCUUAUUGGUACAUGCCGUGACCAUUGGAAUCGCGAUGGUCCUUGUCAUCGUAGUUGAAAUGGCCUGUUUGGCAAAGCUCAUAACAGAGUAUCGUCUGGAUGGAAAGAUGAUUCGUUUUGCCUUGGUCGCGACCAUCCCACUUUUCGCUUCUUUUUCCCUAUUUUACUUUAUUGUUAUAGGUGGUUCUCUUGGGCAGCUUUUCGGUCCACUUUCUGCAUUACAGGACAAUAGCAUUUAUUAUUCAGGCAAAGCCCCGAAACGAGGCCGCCACUCCAAAUAUGAGUUGCCGCACGUCACCAUCCAGAUGCCCGUUUACAAAGAAGGGUUGAAGGGUGUUGUCAUUCCAACAGUUACCUCCCUUCUUGCGGCCGUUAAGUACUAUGAAGAACAAGGCGGUACGGCGAGCAUUUUCGUCAACGAAGAUGGUAUGCAAUGUGUUUCGCCAGAGAUGCAGGAAGCGCGAAAGGCCUUCUACGAGCUGAACAAUAUUGGUUGGGUCGCACGGCCGAAACACAAUGAACCGAAGAAGAAAUCUUCUGGGGGCCUGUUCUCCCGGAAGAAGGCCGCGGAUAGCGAGGCCGCAGAAGUGGAAGACACUAAUUACUUCACUCGUCGCGGACACUUCAAGAAGGCUUCUAACAUGAACUACUGCCUUAACUUCAGCCUCAGGGUAGAGGACGAGCUGUUGAGAUUGAUCAGCGAAGAGUGCGCCCGAAGAGGGUGCACUCAAGAUGAUCUCACAAUUGAAGAUGAGGAUGCUCUGUAUCAGCAGGCUCGUGGAAAUGAGCUUGAGAAGGAUGAAGGUCGCACAUGGGCAGCAGGAAACAUCCGUGUGGGUGAAAUCAUUCUAAUCGUUGAUUCCGACACCCGUGUUCCUGAGGAUUGCUUACUUUUUGGUGCACUCGAGAUGCAUGAAAGUCCAGAGGUUGCUCUUUUGCAGCACGCGUCUGGAAUUAUGCAGGUGGUCAAUAACACCUUCGAGAACGGUAUCACGUACUUCACCGAUCUAGUGUACACAUCUAUCCAAUAUGCUGUCGGCAACGGCGAUUGUGCCCCCUUCGUCGGCCACAACACAUUCAUCAGAUGGAAAGCGAUUCAGAGCAUUGCAUUUGAAGAGGAUGGACAAACCAAGUUCUGGUCUGAGGAUCACGUGUCUGAGGACUUCGAUGUCAGUCUUCGUCUGCAGAUCAAUAAGUUCGUCGUUCGAUUGGCAACAUACCACAAUGGAGGGUUCAAAGAAGGUGUGUCAUUGACUGUCUACGACGAGCUAGCUCGUUGGGAGAAGUACGCAUACGGCUGCAAUGAACUCGUGUUCCACCCGCUGGUUAAGUGGCCUAGGAAAGGACCCAUAACGCCCUUAUUCCGAAAGUUUCUCCUGAGCCCAAUUAAGGUAACAUCCAAGAUGACCAUCCUUGCGUACAUCGGCACCUACUAUGCCAUCGCUUCAGCAAUCCCCCUCACGCUUGCCAACUACAUUCUUGUAGGCUGGUUCAACGACGACGUCGAUCAAUUCUACAUCACAAGCUGGAAGAUCUUUGUUGGCAUGGCCGUGGUCUUCAACGUCCUAAGCCCCCUCGCAUACGCCAUGUUGCGACAUCGACUGGGCCAAAAGACCUUCUUUUGGUCAUUGGUUGAAACAAUCAAAUGGAUGCCUUUCUUCUUGCUCUUCUUCGGUGGAAUCUCCUUCCAUCUCCUCAAGGCCAUCUUCUGCCACUUCUUCAGCGUGAACAUCUCGUGGACGGCCACGGCGAAGGAACUGACAGAGUCGGGCUUCAGGGUUGGUCUGGAUCGAAUUGUCAAGGACUUCAAGUAUAUGUACUUGUUCCUUGCGCCUAUCAUCGGGGGUAUGAUCUACUGUGCUCUCUUCGCGCCUAGAGGGUGGUUGAUCAGCGAUUUUGCGGCUAUAGUGCCGUUGGCUAAUCAGGUUGGAUGCCACGCGUUGCUGCCUUUUGCGCUCGGUCUCUUCUGAGUGAUUUUACUUUCCUCAUCCUCCGACAAUGUCUCUCAAGUCUCACGGCUGUUUUUACCAGUCAACCUCAAUAACCUCUUGUUCAUUCGCCAACAACACCGAAAUAGUUGUAUUUUAGCACUCCUUACCAGCAUAGCCGACGGACAGGACUUUUGGAAAUCAUCAUUUGAUAGAUCAUGAUUGCAUUUCUCUAUAAUUUGAUCUCUCAAUGUCGAUAUAUUUUGUAAAGCUGCGCAUAUGGGUAGGUACACAAGUGCAGUGCAGAGUAUAAUGUGGUUGGGAGAUAUUGGGACAAUUUAAAGAAUGGGGUUAAUUACACUGGUACAAGUAUUUUGCUUGCCGGUAUGCCGAUAUGAUUAUUUUCACAAAGUAGUACUUUAAUUUCAUGAUACAUUUUUA